AUGGAAACUGAAAUUCCACUCCCAUUCAGCGAUUUCCCGGAGGACGUGCAGCUUUGCGUGCUGUCCUUCCUCCGCCCCUCCGACCUGGUGAAGUUCGCCAUCACCUCCAAGCGUUUCGUCCCCUUCUGGCACGACCGGCGCCUCUGGUACACCAUGUGCCACCGCCGCUGGGGCUCCCAAACCCUAAUCAACAAGUGGGGCGGCGGAGACAUCUCCUACAAGCGCCUCUACCGCAUUCUUGACGAGUACGAGAACCUCAUCGGGUUCUGGCGCAGGUACGGCGAGUCCGCGGCCUUCCCCGCCGCGUCUCCGCCUCCGACGCCGCCUCUGGUGUUCUUCGAGUGGGGCCCGUUUUACAUCACGGGCUCUAGGGUUUCUCCCUCGAAAAAUAGCGGCUACGACGUGAUCAAGAAGCCCUUUCUAUGGAUGAGCGUGGCUCCCAACGGGGACUCCGUGAAUUAUCUCGAUCCAGAUGGGAGUUUUUCGCCGACUCAGGAGGGUAUGAUUGGGGAAUUAGGGUUUGCGGAGAAUGAGCUGAUUCGGGUGAGUGUGAGUUUCAUAGGUGAACGCCAUGUCAUGGUGGAGGAGAAUUUAGGGUUUUCUGGUCUCGGGAGGGUUUCGAAUUCGGGAAAUCUGAGGGACGAGGAAAUUGAGAAUGUAUAUGGCUCGCCGCCGGACAAAUUGAUGUCAGAGAUUUAUCAGUACUUUGCAAACAGGACAAGUCCGUCUGGUAAUGGUGUCUCAAGGACCAGGCGGCAGAGGAGGAGGGAGAAGGAGAAGCAGGGGAGAUUGAGGAAAUGGGAGCCGGAGCAUUUUGUCAAGAUUGUGAAUUGCUCGCCUGAACGUGACCAGCCAUUGCAGGGCCUUUGGAAGGGAAUUUGUGACGACAUGAGCUUGGAUUUCUACCUUGUCUCAUACGACGACCUCAGGGGCGUUGCCUGCCGAAAAGUCGGGGACACUAAUGCCCCGGUUUUUUGGACAUCAAAUUUGACGUACACAGAGCCUCCUUUUUCUCGCACAGAAGAUUAUAUAUACAAUUGCCGUACGCAUCUGAGGCCCCAUUUAGAAAACAAGCCAGAAGAUGAGCAUGAUGAAUCAUCUUCAGAUAAUUUGGAAGUUUCUCGCAUGCUUUGCAUCAACUCGAGCUAUGACUUGGUAAUCCCAGGCCUGGUGGGGUCCGCCGUGAAUUCGCGGCACGCCGAGGGAAGGAUAUGGCAGUAUGAGAACGGGACUUUUGGGUUUGGGUUUUUAGGUGAUAGUUAUAUUAUUGACCUGAGACGUAUUGCUAGGAACGGGCACCUUCUUGAUGCAAUAGAACCUGAUGAGGGUUGA
Molecule: messenger RNA, 1332 nt
Organism: Striga hermonthica
Lineage: Eukaryota; Viridiplantae; Streptophyta; Magnoliopsida; Lamiales; Orobanchaceae
Source: the annotation of a GenBank genome assembly